Messenger RNA from Entamoeba invadens IP1, 3579 nucleotides. RefSeq lists its product as hypothetical. Bases 1 to 3579 code for a protein of 1192 amino acids. The transcript has 2 exons. NCBI's taxonomy places the organism in Eukaryota, Evosea, Mastigamoebida, Endamoebidae. The record is from RefSeq and is a predicted model, not a curated record.
AUGACAACGACAGCAGAGUCGGACAAAUUUCUGAGAGAGAUAACAUUACUCGGACAAGGAAAAAACAUUCCAGUGAAUGUAUUGUAUUAUCCAUAUAAGGAAGGAGAGAUGUACCCAUAUACACCAACACUAACAAAUCUGCCUUUCAGUCGUGUAAGUAAAAGAAAGGAAUUUCCUCUUCAUUCGUGUAAAUAUGAUAAAGACACGGCAGAGAAAAUCAGUAGAGAGGCUAAAGUCUCUGUGAGUAAAGUGUAUAACCACAACGAGAUGAUAUCAAACACAAAUGAAACGCAAAUAAUCGAGUCGUUGAAACGAAAGAAGUGCUUUGGCCAACAACAGUGGGACGAGAACAACCCUCUUGCGAUACUUCCAACAACAACAAAUUUCUCAACGGAAAUAAUCGCUUUGCUUUUAAAGUAUACAAAGGAGCGUACAGACGACAUUGCACUCCUCGCGAUAUCCUCUUGUGUUGUCAAUUGCAAACAAAAAAGUGAUUUACUGCUCUUUACAAAUGAACUCACCCCACAAACGGCUUAUGCAAUUUUUGUCGCAUUGUGGUGCAAAGACACGCGAAGUUCAAUGGCAGAGAUUUGUCGCGAAAAGAAGCUUGGAAUCAAACUUUUAGAAAUUUCGCUUUCGUUGAAUGGUAAGAAAGAAAGUGUUGAGGCCAACCUUUUCUUCCAAGUCUUAUUGGCGGUUGUAUUUUAUGUUGGGAUGUGUGGUAUUGACCACGACGUCGCAGAUAAUUUCACACAAAUUGUUAUCGCAAAUUUGGGGGACAUGUCGCCAGAAAGAGCAACUCUGGCGAUUUGUGUAGUAAAAAUUUUUAUCGCAACAUUUCAAGAUUUGUUACAAAUUUUGUCUGCGAUGAAAUUUGACCAAAUGAUGGAAAUUGUUGAUACCAAUUUGUCGACUCUGUGUCUCUUCAAGUUAGUCACAAAGUUUUUACCGACAGCUAAUAUCAACCCCAACUCCUAUUCUCUUGCCAAUAAAAUACUUAGCGGGUACCUCAUUAAAGCUUCCGAACCAAUCAACUCAACUCGUAUUGUGAAUCAACUAAUACAAACAGUAAUAUCGACGGGAAUGUAUCCAUUGGGCUACGAAUCAUCCGACCUCUAUGCUACAGUCUAUUUACUGUAUUGCUGCAUCAUCAACAACCACGGAGAGUUUGACGAGAACGACAAAUACUGCGAAGUUCUUCUGAACUUCUUACUUCCGAAAGUCGAGAACGAGUAUGACGCACCAAAGAAUGGACUCUAUGGAACUAUGUGUCCCAAAAGCCGAGAAAAGGUGAUGAAAAUGUUUAUCAUGUUAUUACAAAAAGCAACAAAUUUCAAAGAAAAAAUGGUCUUUGACCGACUUCGUGAUAUCCAGAAAUGUAAAGUCUCUUACGGGCUCUCAUCUAAACGGAAGUUUGUGAGUUACAUGAGUCAACUAGAGGCGACUGUCCUUAACGCGUUAUUUGAAGUUGAAAAGAUCCAACAAAUUGUGUUAAAUGGGGACUCGGAUUUGUCGUACGAUGCAGACAUAGCGACUUUCAUAUACGGCUUUAACCAAGUCGUCAAAUUGAAGAACAUCACAACGACGUAUUCUAUGAAUGACUGUCUGCAGUUAUAUCUUCAAAAGAUUUCCAGUGACGAAAUUGGAUGCGUUGAAAUUCCUCUUAACCAAAUAGAGGAGCAAACUGAAUUGAACAAGCCGAUUGAAAUUAUUCAAAUUGAAAAACAAAGCUAUUUGGAGACUUUUGAGCAACGUCCAAUUCGGUUGACAAUUGGAAAACACGUUUUGGUCUCUUCAGUCUUUUAUAGAGGGCGUGAAGAGAAUGAAGACUAUGUCAUUCUGCGACGUUUAAAAGACGGGAAUUACAAUGUUAAAAUGCGCAAUGGGAAUUGUGUUGUAUCUUAUGGCACCAUUAGUCUUUAUUUACUUAACAUCACACACGCGGAAACCUCAGACGUUUUAAGACCAAAAUUUCUUAUUUACGAAAAGACAGUCGCAUCAGAGAAUUUCCAAGAAGUCACGAAAAUAGUGACAAACUCCUUUGACCAAGCUUAUAAGGCGUUUGGGUAUAGUGAUUGGUACAACAAUGAUUACAACACAAUCGUCUUCCCUAUCUUCCUCCAACUAUGUACGUGGACUUUAACUCCAAAACUCUCGUGGAAUAACUCGGAGAAAGCAGUGUUGUCGAUAAAAAAACUCCAAACUGUUAAUAUUCGAGGUCUUGUGAUCAACUCGAUGUUGUUCUUCCACGACUGGAAGAACCUACAAAAACCAUUUAAAAGUGUUGCACUCAAAGAGGCGGUAUACACCUAUUUGCAAAUAUUUGGGAAAGCGUCACUACUUUCAACAGCGUGUAUUGCGUUCAAUGAGAUGGACCACAUCAAGUAUUAUGUCUACUCAAACAACAACUGUCUCUUCACCUCUCUCAUCAUGAGACUGAUGGUUUCUCUUGGAAGUGAGCCAUCACAACUCGAGACGUUGGCAUUCUGUAAAUUUCUAACAGCCAUUCAGUGUGUAAGUGAGAAGGAAGUGGAGAAUUCGUAUGACUCUCAAUUUAAUAUCGUCAUCUGUAAAUUGAUGGAGGCGACAGAACAAUUCCACACAUUCUUCUUUAAGACCAAAUUUGUUCAUUUCAUGCUCGGGGUGUUGCCCGAUAAAGGAGAAGAUAUUUACAGAGGAGCUGUGAAUGUCACUGCAAUAGUCCGAUUGUUGAUACGCGUGAGUUACACCGUGCAAAAAGAAGACACUGCUGUGACACAAGUCGACGAUUUGGAGAAGCUCAAAGCAAUUGUUUUCGACGAAGAAAUUAAACUUCUUUUAAUAAGAAAGAUGGGAUUUAUAAUUAAGAUGAGUGCAGAUAUGAGUCUUCUGGUGGGAUUACUUCAUAAGUUGUGUUUCAAUGAUGAAAGUGUCUCAGCUAAAAUAUGUAAUUUGAUAUUAGAACACUUGGAUUUUAAUGAGGACGAUGGCUGGAUUUACGCUUUAAAGGGGAUUGCAGAAAUUAAGGACCAAUUUUCGGACAAACGGAUGAUGACCAUUUGUAAUAGCAACAAAAUGGCGAAAUCAAAACUGGGAUAUGGAAAGCUGUCUGAAACUACUAUUGAGUCGUUUGUCGAUAUCUUCAAAAUGGCAAACGGUCCGGCAAGAAAGGUCGAGAACUUCUCGAAACUUCUUACUACGGUCGAGUCGUAUUUGGAAAAGACUUUGAAGGAAGACAAUAAGACGAAGGCGUGGCUUGGAAAUUUCAAUGCAGCGGAACUGGCACAAACGCUUGCGAGUGGGAAAGUCCCUUUUUAUGUCAACAAAAAGGUAUUAGGGUUGUAUGUAGACCUCCAACAUAUUAUUCAACAAGAAAUAGAUGAAGGGAACACAUUUUUCACAUUGAAGGAUUAUGGAUUCGAUAUGAUGCACCUUGUUUAUUUGAAAGCAAUUACAAAUCAAUGCAGAAGAGGAAGGAAUGCGCAAGUACCGAAAAAAGAGGUCGAGGAAAACACUCUUCCAUUUCAAUCAAGUCUUUCUGAUACACCACUUUCUAAUAUCGAGGAUAUAUUGUCGGAUAGCUCAGAUGUAACUCCUUGA